AAAGCCAUUCUGAUAUUUUAUCAUUUAAAUAUUUCUGCCUGUGAGCCGCAUGCUGUCACAGCUACCGAAGAAGCACAUGCUCUGAGGUGGAAAGCCCCAGCAGAGUUUCCUCAUUUUUGUGGUUUUUCAGCCACAAAUUUGUUUGAGGUUUCUAGCUCUUGAUUUCAAAGCUUUCUGUGAUGCUUCACAUCUCUGCUUUAUGUUGGCUUGGUCUGGUGUUCAGCAUUUUUCAGAGAAAAACACCUGCUAUAAAUUCUGCUGAAGAAAACAACUCCACAGAUCAAACUGCAUCUUUUCCUUGUCUUGAAUGCUUUUUUAUUUCAACAGGGAGAAAAGCAGACAAAAUUCAUGCUUUCCUCCUUUUAUCUUUAAGGCCAUGGCCCUACAUUUGUAAUUUUUUGAUAGAAGUCGAUUAAAAGAAGGAGGAAUAAGGUGGUGAAAUAUUAAGAAAUCUGAAGAAAUUAAAAAUCAGUGAGUUUUCUUGGUUUUAUUUUUCUAAAGGGGAUUUAAGGGUACCCUGUGAAGUGCUGGAGAAGAGCAUAGGGCUGCUGCCUUGACAGACUCUUGGGUUUGGGGCUCGGCGCAGAAGAAGCUGCGGGGCUGAGGCUCCAGGUGCUGCUGUGGCAGAGGCUCUUUGGCAGCUGCUGGUGACAGAUCUGCACAGAGAAGGGCAAGCACUUCCUGAGGUGAAUCCAGCCCUGCCACCAAGAGGUGACAGCGAGUGGAAAGGGGGAGCUGGCACAAAACCCCUCUGUCACCGAGUCCGCCACCAUGGCCUGGCCAUGGCUCCAUCUCUGCAUCUGCCUCCAGAUCCCAGGUUUUUAUACAACUCUACUUUUAACCCAAACUCCAGAGCAUAUUCUAACCCUAACUAACAAUAAAACUGAAAUCCUCUGUGAGCUGAAGGAGAACACCGGGGUGUACUGGUACCGCUGGAGCCAGCAGAAACAACAUUUCGAGUUCCUGUUGUUUUCCAACACACUGGGCAAAGCCACAUACGGCCCAAACGUGAGGCAGGACAAGUUCAGUGUCCAUGAGGCCAGGUCCCAGAGCUCCUACAGCCUGCACAUCAGCAACCUGCAACCCUUGGACAGCGGCACCUACUACUGCUCCGUCUCCCAGUCCGCCCAGCUGCUCCUGGGCAGUGGGACACAGCUCACAGUGGUUGAUGCUUUGCCUCCAAAGACCACACAGACACCGGUGUCCAAAAAGCCUGUGCCACGGACAACCAGAAGAAAAGCUGCCAGCAGGGAAGGUCCCUGCAGUCCCCUGGUCUGGAUCCCACUGGCUGCUGGUGUCCUGCUGCUCCUGCUGAGCCUGGUCCCCACCGCCUACCGCCUGUACCGUGAGUUCCCUGCCAGCAUCCUGAGGGGUGCCAGGCCUGGGGCAGCCCAGGAGGGGAUGGAGGGGCAGGAGGGAGUCCAGGACUGAUGGACAAUGUCUCUUGUCUCUUCCCAGGCCUGCGGCGGAGGCUGUGGCUUCGCAUCCACAGGCAGUAAUUCCCAGUAAAUCCCAGUAAAGCCCACUGCCCUCCCUGCCUCAGACAGGCAGGGAGAAGCCAUGGACCCUCCCCUGCACGAGGCUGAGCACUGCUGGACGUGACCCAGGAAGGACCUGGCAGGGGACAGACGUGGGCUCAUCCCACAGUACAGACAUUUCUUUCCUGCAUGGCUUCAACGUCCUCCUGGACACAGCAGCUGGCAAAAGGACCAAGCUGGAAUCUGCAGCAUCCUGAGCACUUCCCAAAGGACACUGAGCAGGGCAAAUGCCGCGGCUGGCUCUGCACAGGGGGAAAGGGGCUGGUGCCAAAGGGACUCAGACAGGCUGGAAAGCUGUGAGCUCCUUGGCUCUCUGUGUUCAUCUGUAGGACAGCACAAAGGUGCUUUUUUUGCUCCUGUUAAUACUGAUUGAUAAAAAUAUGUAACACUUUGAGAGCAACCAGCAGGGAUGGGGCAGAGACAAUUUGUAAAUUGUCUCUGUGCAGGUUUAUUCAAUACCAAAUAGAUCACUCAGUUAUUUUCUUCUGCAGGCUGGUGUCUUUGUCCACAUGGUUGUGUGGCAAGCAAGGAACCACGGCCUCCAACCAAGAAAGAGUUAAAGCAGAGCAAAAGCUGCAGGGGGGAGCAGGUCUGGGAGGGUGUCUUCUCCCAUGGGAGACGGCAAACAGCCAGGAGUGGGAGAGGAAAACCAGACAAAGCCAUGCACACAAGGCCAAACACUUGGCACAGCCUGAAGGUCAGCACCACCUCUGAGAGCAAACAGAGGCCCCCAGGGGCUGGCCCAGAGCCCAGCAGCACAGCAUGGCCAGUGAGAACUGCCCUGAGUGAUGCCUGGGUGUGCUGAGCCUUGAGGGAUGCCAGAAGCAGGGAAGGUCUCCCCAGGGAUGGCAACAAGGCUCAGCUGCUGCCCAGGGUGCCAAGGCAGAGCUGGGGCUGGAAAUUUGGCAUCCUGCUGAGCACAGGCAGGCAGCACUGGCUCUCAGGUGCCCCCCAGCCCCACAUCUGCUCACACACAGGCACCAGCACUGUGCCAGCUACAGUGAGGGCAAGGGGAAGGUGGCAGAGGGUCCCCAGGGUCGGGGCUAACACAGUCUUGGGAUGAGCUUGGGUGAAACUGGCACAGCAGCAUCACUCUGACCAUCCCCUCCCUCCCCUCCCAGCCGCAGGGUGCUGCUGCUUUCCACUCUAACACUGAAUUUCCUGUAGAGCUUGGUCUCAAGCCCAGCCGUUGGUGCUUCCCCUAAAUGAUGCAGUAAAUAAAGCUGGCAGUGGAUCAUGCUGAGCCAGCUUUCCCAGGCUGUGACAUUCACCCAAGCUCUCAGGCCACCCAGCUGUGGGGACACCAGCACAAGACCCCACCCCAGGUGCAGCAGGGAGGGGAUUCUGAGCAUCUCUGACCCCCAGACAUCACAAUUUAUCCUCUGUGAGAGCUUAGAUUAACUAAAACCAUCAUUUUCCUGCCCUGCAAGUAGAAGUAGAGCUUUGCCCCAGAAGCAGACAGUUUUUAUGGCCUGUACAUUUUUCAUGACAGCUGUAAGAAACCUCCUUUGAAACUUCCCAUGAGCAUUUUUCUUUACAAAGCAGGGGCUUUCCCUCUGCCUGCAGCUGCUUUGAAAUCCCAGCUGCCUUUCUCACAUUCGAGGUGUCCUGACCUCAAUGCCCACACCUUCCUCAGCUCUCCCACCCCCAGCCAGCACUGGAGAGCACCUCCCAUGGCCAAGCAGCAAAUACAGCCCAACCCUCCUCUCCCACAGGAAGGUGAGCAGCCUCAGAUAAAACUCUGCCCAGUCCACUCCUGCUCCUUCUUCUCCACACUCAGGACAUCUUCACAGUGCCUGAUCUUGGCUGAAACCCCUCCCCAGGACAGCACCAUCUUGUCUUCAGUCACUUUUCCCAACUCCAAUAACACAAGCACAAAGGAGAGGGAUUUACUCCUUGGCUCUCUGCUCACCCACAACAAAGAAUUUGCUCAAUGUCUG
Messenger RNA from Passer montanus (Eurasian tree sparrow), 3478 nucleotides. It is a transcript of the gene CD8B, whose product is annotated as CD8b molecule. Lineage: Eukaryota; Metazoa; Chordata; Aves; Passeriformes; Passeridae. The coding region runs from base 772 to 1431 and encodes 219 amino acids. The transcript has 4 exons. Gene Ontology annotation, cellular component: cell surface. Gene Ontology annotation, biological process: regulation of immune response. The record is from RefSeq and is a predicted model, not a curated record. Gene Ontology annotation, molecular function: MHC class I protein binding; coreceptor activity.